Messenger RNA from Zygotorulaspora mrakii, 1719 nucleotides. RefSeq lists its product as uncharacterized. The record is from RefSeq and is a predicted model, not a curated record. The transcript has a single exon. Gene Ontology annotation, biological process: transmembrane transport; phosphate ion transport. Gene Ontology annotation, cellular component: membrane. Bases 1 to 1719 code for a protein of 572 amino acids. NCBI's taxonomy places the organism in Eukaryota, Fungi, Ascomycota, Saccharomycetes, Saccharomycetales, Saccharomycetaceae. Gene Ontology annotation, molecular function: phosphate transmembrane transporter activity.
AUGAAGAGUACUGGUGGCGAUAUCGAUGGGAAGAACAUUACCGUUGGUGGUAAUGCAGCGUUCCACAACUAUAUCAACGAUUUUGCGCACAUUGAGGAUCCUUUAGAGAGGAGGAGGCUGGCAUUACAGAAAAUUGAUAAUACCAGUUUUGGUUGGUACCACGUUCGUGCAAUCUUGGUUGCAGGUGUUGGGUUCUUGACCGACUCAUACGAUAUUUUCGCUAUCAAUUUGGGUAUCUCGAUGAUGACGUACGUUUUCUGGGGUGGUAACAUUCCAAGCUCUACUUCGACUCUUUUGAGAGUUUCCACAUCUGUUGGCAAUGUUAUCGGCCAAAUCACGUUUGGUACGUUGGCUGAUGUUCUAGGGCGUAAAAAGAUUUACGGAAUUGAAUUGAUCAUUGUCAUAUCUGCUACUAUUCUACAAUGUACUGUUGGUCCAUCUCCGGCUAUCAGUUUCCCUGCUGUUUUAACUUUCUACCGUAUCAUCAUGGGUAUUGGUAUCGGUGGUGACUAUCCGCUAUCUUCCAUUAUCACCUCUGAGUUUGCUACCACCAAAUGGAGAGGUGCCAUCAUGGGGGCUGUGUUUGCUAACCAAGCAUUUGGGCAAAUCGCAGCAGGUAUUGUUGCUUUGGUUUUGGUUGCCGGCUACAAAAAUGAUCUAGUAGGUGUUGCCAAUGGUGCUGAAUGUGGUCCGGCUUGUAUCAAGGCCUGUGACCAGAUGUGGAGAGUUCUUAUAGGCUUAGGUGCCGUACCAGGGUGCAUUGCUUUGUACUUCAGGUUGACCAUUCCCGAAUCUCCUCGUUAUACCUUAGAUGUCAAUACCAACCAUCGCAAAGAGGAAGAGGAUAUCGAUAAUGGCGUUUCUGAUAAGAGGGAAGAUAUUGAGACUAAUCAACCUGCUCAUUCUGAGAAAGCUCAAACUGCCGUUGAUGCGGUCGAGAUCGAACUACCUGAGGCAUCAUUCAAGGAUUUCUGUCGCCAUUUCGGCCAAUGGAAGUACGGUAAGAUCUUAUUGGGUACAGCAGGGUCUUGGUUCUGUUUGGACGUUGCAUUCUAUGGUCUCGGUCUGAACACAGCUGUGAUCUUGCAAGCAAUCGGGUACGCCGGUCACGGGGACAUCUACACCGUCCUAUACAACACUGCUGUUGGUAACUUAAUCUUGAUCUGUGCCGGUUCGUUGCCAGGUUACUGGGUUUCCGUUUUCACGAUGGAUAUUAUUGGUAGAAAGCCAAUUCAGUUAUUUGGCUUCUUCAUUCUGACCGUGUUGUUCUGCGUCAUUGGCUUUGCGUAUCACAGACUGACCGAUAAAGGCCUCUUGGGUCUUUACGUCGUCUGCCAAUUUUUCCAGAACUUCGGCCCUAAUGCCACCACCUUCGUCAUUCCCGGUGAAUGUUUCCCAACUAGAUACAGAUCGACUGCCCAUGGCCUUUCCGCAGCGUGCGGCAGAAUCGGCGCUAUCAUUGCGCAGACAGCUCUCGGAACCCUAAUCAACUACCACUGCCACAGAGACGGCCUGGCGAGAAACUGCUGGUUGCCUCACGUUAUGGAAAUUUUCGCUCUCUUCAUGCUGGUCGGUAUAUUCACUACUCUCUUAGUUCCAGAAACCAAGAGAAUGACUUUGGAGGAGGUCACCGAGAAAUACCACGACGAAAUUGAUCCUUCUGCCUACCACCGCUCUGCCGUUGGCACCAACUCAAGCUCUGCAGAUUCUGCUAUCUGA